CCUCACCAAGUCUCCUAUAUAAACAUCUCCACUCCUCAACGAUUCAUCUACUAACUAAAAACGUUCCAAAGGGACAAAGAUCACAAACAAAUGUCUUUUGGAUCGGUCCCUAUCGUGGCCGCGGUGGCCAUACAACUCCUCCUUAUACCCAGCGUUGUUUCGUCUCUUAACAUUACCAAUUUGUAUCUCCACCAUGCAUGCAACAACACCCAAGGGAAAUACAAGCCGGGGAGUUUGUUCGAGAAAAAUCUCAACACUGUCAUCAAAAACAUAUCCACGUUUGAUCUGCGCAACGGUUACGCCCUCGACUCUAAUAUGAAGAGUCCCUAUUUUGAUAUACCUCCCAAUACUGUUUUCGUCACGCUCCAAUGCCGUGGUGACUCCUACGGGCCCAAGUGUCACUCUUGCCUUGCCGAAGCCCUCUCUGGGCUUCGCAAGAAAUGUCCUGGACACAAAGGAGCAACAAUAUGGUAUGACCAAUGUCUUUUGGAUAUUUCUACACUCAAUUCCAUUAGAAUGGCCCUACCGAACAGAGUCCACUACGAUAAUUAUUUGUGUAUAAGCAAUCCAAAAUCCGUGAGCGGCGAUAAGAAGAUCUUCGAAAAGAAGAAGAUGGAUUUCACCGAUAAGCUAUUGUCUGUAAUCAACAAGACGACUGACAGCGACCUCAGGGGGCCACUGUACGCAACGGGGGAGAUGAUGAUUGGGAAAAAGAAGUUUUAUGGAAUGUUGCAAUGUACGAACGAGUUAUUUGCGAGUUCUUGCUAUGUGUGUCUAGAGUGGCUUGUCUUGGGGCAUCCAUUCUGCUUCGAUGAAGGACAAGGAGCUAGACUAAUGUGUAGAAGCUGUGUUGCAAGGUUUGAGUUUUACCCUUUUCUUAGAACUUAAGUCUGUUUGAUGGGAGCUCUUAAUUUGCUUUAUGUUUGAAUAAGUGCUAUAUCAAGGAAUAAAAAUUGUCAACCUCUUUGUGGUUUAUUUUAUGUAACACAACAUUGUCAUUAUGUAUGGAGAGCGUCUAACUUCUUUUUUUCUG
This is a messenger RNA of Brassica oleracea var. oleracea, 1033 nucleotides long. Its product is annotated as cysteine-rich repeat secretory protein 26-like. The record is from RefSeq and is a predicted model, not a curated record. Lineage: Eukaryota; Viridiplantae; Streptophyta; Magnoliopsida; Brassicales; Brassicaceae. Bases 91 to 888 code for a protein of 265 amino acids. The transcript has 2 exons.